CAGUGCACUGCUGAGAUUUGCCAACGCGGAGGAGGAGCUGUCAAAGUUUUCACACAAGUCGAGCGAGAUUUCUCAUGAAGACGCAAUCCUUGAGCAUUCUGAAACCAUUAUAGAAGAGCCCUUGUACUAUGGAGUGAAGAUCGAUAGGUUUCAAACAGAAGAAAUGGCAGGAUUUACUGAGAUUGGAUGCGUAUUGACCUUACUGCUUUCAGUAAGCUUGUGUGCAACGCCGGAAAAGAAAGUAUGUCAGGGAGCAAACAACAAACUAUCACAGCUGGGACCUGUGGAUGACCAUUAUCAGAAAUUAGUGAAGAUGUACAGCAACUGCACAGUGAUUCUGGAAAACCUGGAGAUUACGUACAUGAGAGAAAAACAUGACUUGUCCUUCCUCAGGAGCAUCCAAGAAGUUGGCGGCUAUGUUCUCAUUGCGAUCAACACAGCCCCCAGUAUCCCGCUUGAGAAUCUGCGCAUCAUCCGUGGCCACUCCCUUUAUGAGGACAAAUAUGCCCUGGCUUUCCUGCAAAACUCCAACAACCGCAUUGGACAAGGCGUCAAAGAGUUGCCACUGACUAGCUUAACUCAAAUCCUGAAGGGUGGAGUAAAAUUUGCCCACAACAAUCAUUUAUGUAACGUGGAGACCAUCCAGUGGACUGACAUUCUCAACAUGAGAAGUCUUCCUAAAAUCGAAGCGCCGAUACCAAGCAAUGAAAGAGGCUGUAUGAAGUGUGACCCAAGCUGUUACAAUGGUUCCUGUUGGGCCCCCGGCCCCCAAAACUGCCAAACAUUGACUAAGGUGAUCUGUGCCGAGCAGUGCUCUGGGAGGUGUAAGGGACCCAAACCCAUUGACUGCUGUAAUGAGCACUGUGCAGCUGGCUGCACUGGACCCAAACCAACAGACUGCCUGGCUUGUAAAGACUUCCAGGAUGAAGAGACAUGUAAGGACGCAUGUCCGCGUCUCAUGCUCUAUGACCCCAACACCCACCAGCUUGCUCCCAACCCAGAUGGGAAGUAUAGCUUUGGGGCAAGAUGCGUCAAGAAAUGCCCACACAACUAUGUUGUGACAGACCAUGGGGCAUGUGUGAGAACAUGCAGUGUUGGCACCUCAGAGGUGGAUGAGGGUGGAGUUCGGAAAUGCAAGAAGUGUGAUGGCCUGUGUCCAAAAGUUUGCAAUGGGCUGGGAAUGGGGCCUCUGGCCACUGUCCUGUCAAUCAAUGCCAGCAACAUCGACUCCUUUGAGAACUGCACAAAAAUCAGUGGAGGUGUUGCAAUCCUCGACACAACAUUCAAAGGUGACCAACAUACUAAAACGCCAGGAAUGGACCCUGCCAAGCUCAGUAUAUUCAAAACUGUUAAAGAAAUCACUGGCUACCUGGUAAUUCAGAUGUGGCCGAAAAGCAUGUCAUCCCUGAGCCCUUUUGAAAACCUGGAGGUCAUUCGUGGACGCACCAGACAGCUGGGAACGUUCAGCUUUGCCGUCAGCAAGACCUCCAUCACACACCUCGGCCUUCACUCUCUGAGGGAGAUCAGUGAUGGUGAUGUGGCCAUCACUCAGAAUGAGCAUCUCUGCUACACCAGUCCUUACCACUGGACUCGUCUCUUCAAAUCCCAACAACAGACCGUCAAAAUGUCACUUAAUGCUGAUGCUGCCACUUGUGUCAAUCAGAACAGCACCUGCGAUGAGCUGUGUACCUCUGAAGGUUGCUGGGGUCCUGGCCCCACUAUGUGCUUCAACUGUAAACAUUAUAGCCGUAAAAAUCGCUGCGUCGCUUCGUGCAGCCUGCUGACUGGGGAGCCACGUGAAUAUGAAAUCAAUAAUACAUGCUUUGAAUGUGAUCCUGAGUGUCUGCUUAUGAAUGGCAACCUGACCUGCACCGGCCCUGGACCUGACAAAUGUACAUUGUGUGCCAACUACAAAGAUGGACCACACUGUGUACUGCGCUGCCCGCAAGGCGUACCAGGAGAGAAAGACAUACUCAUCUGGAAAUACGCUGAUGAGAUGAGGGUUUGCCAGCCCUGUCAUGAGAACUGCACCCAAGGAUGUACCGGGCCUAAUCUGAAAGACUGUAAAUAUUUCAAAAGUUCGGGCUUGUCCAUGAUUGCUGCUGGUGUGGUUGGAAGUCUGCUGGCUUUUGUUAUCCUGGGUCUAGGAGUGGCUGUUCUACUGCGCAGGCGCCACAUCAAGAGGAAGAGAACCUUACGACGACUCUUGCAAGAAAGAGAGCUAGUGGAGCCUCUGACCCCCAGCGGCAAAGCCCCCAACCAAGCCUUGCUGCGCAUCCUCAAAGAGACCGAGUUCAAAAAGAUCAAAGUGCUUGGCUCUGGAGCUUUCGGCACUGUGUAUAAGGGUUUGUGGGUUCCAGAGGGAGAGAAUGUGAAGAUCCCUGUUGCCAUUAAGGUCUUACGAGAGGCCACGUCUUCCAGAGCAAACAAGGAGAUUUUGGAUGAGGCCUAUGUGAUGGCCAGCGUUGAGCAUCCUCAUGUAUGUCGUCUGCUCGGCAUCUGCCUGACUUCAACCGUCCAGCUCAUCACCCAGCUGAUGCCCUGUGGCUGUUUAUUGGACUACGUCAAAGAGAACAAGGACAACAUUGGCUCUCAAUACUUGCUCAACUGGUGUGUGCAGAUUGCUAAGGGGAUGAACUAUCUAGAAGAGCACCAUCUUGUGCACAGAGACCUGGCCGCUCGUAAUGUUCUGGUGAAGACCCCUCAGCAUGUAAAGAUUACUGAUUUUGGCCUGGCCAAGCUGUUAAGUGCUGAUGAGAAGGAGUACCAUGCAGAUGGUGGAAAGGUGCCAAUAAAAUGGAUGGCACUUGAAUCCAUCUUACACAGAACCUACACCCACCAGAGUGAUGUCUGGAGCUAUGGUGUGACAGUCUGGGAGCUAAUGACGUUUGGAACAAAGCCCUAUGAUGGGAUUCCUGCGAGUGAGAUUGCAGAAGUGCUGGAGAAAGGAGAAAGACUGCCUCAGCCUCCUAUCUGCACCAUUGAUGUCUACAUGAUCAUGGUCAAAUGUUGGAUGAUCGAUGCAGAGAGCAGGCCUCGCUUCAGGGAGCUCAUCGCAGAGUUUUCCAAAAUGGCACGGGACCCACCACGCUAUCUUGUCAUUCAGGGUGAUGAUCGGAUGCAUUUACCCAGUCCCUCUGACUCAAAGUUCUACCGCAGUCUGAUGACUGGAGAGCUAGAUGAAGCCAUGGAUGUAGACGAGUAUUUAGUGCCCAAUCAUGGUUUCUUCAGCAGCCCCAGUACCUCCCGCACACAGCUGCUACACUCUGUGAGUCUCAACAGCAGCACUGGGAACUGUCAGAGCAGAAACGGGAAUGGCUUCCCAGCAAGAGAGAACAGCAUGGUUUUGCGAUACAUCCCAGAUCCGACGGAACAGUUCCAGGAGGGAGACUUCCAGCCUGCUCCAGAAUACAUGAACCAGAACGGCUCACUGAUGUCCAACAUGACGAAUCAGAUCUACCAGCACCCAGGGCCCCCAUGCAUGCUUCCACACUCUUCAUUGGCACUUGAUGAAACAGAGGAAGAGUACCUGAACUGCUUCAAGAGCCCCACUCCUGUUGCUGCUGCCCCACCAGAAUAUAUUAACACCUCCCACACCCAGCUCCUCUCCAGUCAGUUGUUCUUCAAAAUGCAGGGCUUCAAGCCCGAGAAUAGCAUGGACAACCCCGACUACCAGCAGGACUUCUGCCCCCUGGAGCUCAAAACACACACCAAUGAUCACUUGCCAGCUACAGAAAAUGCAGAAUACGUGUGCCUGGAGACGCACUAGCACAUUAUGGAGAGGAGAAACUGUUAAAAUGAGCCACUUUAGUUAAAAGAUGAAAGGACAUCUAUUUAUAGCAGAGGCAAAGGCAAUUAUAUUGCUGUGGAAAUGUGGACCGUCGAGAGCAGAGCUUUUCAAAGAUGCUUGUUUCUUUCUGAGCUAGACUUAGAUGCCAAUAUGGUUGCACUGAACAAGUGGGACCCUCUAGAGACUAUGAGUGACUACAGGAAACAAAUUGAAUGUUGAUGCCAGAAGAACUCCUGAAAUCAUAGAACAUGUAGCUUGCCCACACUCCUGUGUAAAAACAAGUAUGUUUUUUGGUUAGCAAAAUAUUGACAUCAUGCCAGUGCACUGUGCUCAACAGUGUCUGUAACUAUAAAACAUUAAAGACUUAAAACUCAAAGGCUGUUUAAUGCCUCUUUGCUGUGAAUGAAAGUCAAAUUGUGUAAAGAUUUAACUCUCAUUUUUUGCUGGAAAUGUUGGCUGUAUGGUUAGAAUCCAUUUUGUCCAAUAAACCAACACACGGCUGGUGCCAGAAAACUUCCGAUUGAUAGGGAACGCUGGCGUGUUUGGCAGCCGCUCCUCUCACCGUUUAAAUGUUUAUUUAUUUAAUUUACUGGUAGCGCGGAUUUUCGGAGAAUCUAAGUUUUAAGUUUUUAUAGUCUGAGCACUACUUUAUUUAUUCUUCAUUGCAAUGUGGGAUUACCUUUUAAACUUUGGACUGCUGUUAUUAUCUGUGAGCUUCCUAUGGUGGAGUCAACCCUGCUGUCGCCUUGCCCAGGAUUUACAUCACUUUGAGGCUACUGUGGAUGUGGGUCCCUUCAUGGCUUUAGGUACACUGCACGGCAUCUACUGAAUUUAAAAUGGAACUAUUAUUUGCCGUAAGACACUCAUGAACAUUGUCAAAACAAUGGAGUGUUGCGUCCAAAACGCUACAUGCAUCGCAGUUCAAGAUGCAGUUUUGUCUCUUCGUCUUCGACUGCCAUCUCUAUUCCACUGUUUCGGCGGAAAGCCAAAAGACUGAUUUAUACUGCCGUUGAUUUGAACAAUUUGUCAUCGCUUCCAUGUCUGGAGGUUUCCCCGUUUUCUUCUCUGUCUCCGAGUCUGGUUAAAACGGCGUUAUUUAAUGCAAGCUCUGUGAAUAACAAAGCUCUGUUGUUAUCGGACAUUAUAACAGAAAAAAAUAGACUUUUUAUGCUUAACAGAAACAUGGCAUAAACAGAGUGAUGGUUUCCUCUUUAAUCAAAUUACUCCCACUCCCACGACUCUGGCAGAGGUAGGGGUAUUAUGGUGCUUCACAACCUAAAAUACAACAUAAGUCCAGUGUCUGUACCACAGUUCGCUUCAUUUGAGUGCCUCGGUCUGAGUGUCUCUGCCCCUCACACUGCCAUCAUCGCUACAGUCUAUAAACCUCCAAAGACUAAUGAAGCCUUUUUGACUGAGUUUGCUGAUUUGUUGUCUCUGCUGUGCCUCAAAUUCAUGAGAAUUCUUAUUUUGGGGGACUUUAACAUCCACAUUGACUCAAAAGACUCAGUAUUGACAAAGGACUUUCUGUCUUUAUUGGAGUGUUUUGAUUUGAUCCAGUUUGUUGGCUGUUCUACACAUAACAAAGGUCACACCUUAGACCUUGUUAUUACAAAUGGUUCUUUUGUGUAUGAGUUUUACUCUGUUGAUCUAGGUCUUUCUGACCAUUUAGCCAUCUUUUUUAAUAUGGAACUACCAAUCAUUAAUUCUUCUUCUCACAAUGUAAAAUAUCGUAAAUGGAAAUCUAUUGAUUUGUCAGCUUUUACAAACUCUAUUGUUUCUUCUUUAAGUUGUUUUUCUUCUUGAAGACAAGAUUUUUCUGUUAAACACUGUUCUCUCAUCUGGCUUAGAUGGUUUUGCUCCACUGAAAUCACGGACUAUCUCUUCUUUGCAUUCUGCUCCCUGGUAUAAUGACAAUCUGCGCUCAAUGAAGGCUGCUUGUCGCAAAAUGGAGCGAAAGUGGCGUCUUUCUGGCCUGAUUGUAUAUUACCAGGCUUGGAAAGACAACUUACAUGAUUAUAAAGAAGAAAUCAGAUCAGCCAGAAUCUGUUAUUUUUCUGAAAUAAUUUUAAAUAAUCAAAAUAAUCCAUAUUCAAUACUAUUAAUAGAUUGCUCAAAUGUAAUUGUUCUACCACCGUGCCUGCAUCACCUCUGCAUCACCUCUCACUGUGUAACAUGUUUUUAGACUUGUUUAGCACUAAGAUAGACACUAUUCUGAAAAAUAUACUUGCUACGACAUCUGUUUUUUCGGUUCCAUUUCUCAGCCUGUCUUGUUUCUCCGGCACACCUCUCUCAAAUUUCUCUCAACUCGACCAUGUUACUCUAAGUAAUGAGGUAUCACGUAUGAAAGCUACCACUAGCAUAGCUGAUCCUCUACCGACUAGUCUAUUUAAAUCCUGUUUUGUCUCUCUGUGUCCCAUUGUUUUGGACAUAAUAAAUGACUCCUUGUGUACUGGUGUUGUGCCUGCAGCAUUUAAAAUUGCUGCUGUAACUCCAGUUCCAAAAAAGCCUAAUAUGGAUUUGGACAAUUUGAGCAACUUCUGUCCCAUUUCAAAUCUUCCCUUCCUUGCAGAAAUCUUAGAGGGAGCUGUUGCCUCUCAGUUACAAAAUCACCUCGUUGUCAAUGAUCUCUUUGAGCCAUUUCAGUCUGGUUUUCGGAAAUUGACAUAGUACAGAAACGGCUCUAGUCAAGGUCACUAAUGACUUGUUAAUGGCUUCAGACUCAGGCUCUUUUCCUAUUCUCAUCCUUCUUGAUCUCAGUGCUGCUUUCGACACUGUUGAUCACACUGUUUUACUCACUCAUCUUGAAUCUCUCUUUGGUGUCUCUGGUACUGCAUUAAACUGGUUCAGGUCCUAUCUCUCUGAUCGUAGGCAGUUUGUCUCUCUAGGUGGUAACAGGUCUGAGAUUGGUUCAGUCCACUCUGGUGUCCCACAGGGUUCAAUUUUGUGCCCUUUACUUUUUAGUAUUUAUAUUUUUUCUCUUGGUCAGCUUUUAAGAUCACUGGGUCUUAAUUAUAAUUUCUACACAGAUGACGCACAGAUAUGCAUUCAUUCUAAACCUGGUGAAAAUCUGGCAGAUGCCUUUUUUUUUUCAAACUGCAUUUCUGAGAUAAAAACUUGGAUGGCUCAAAAUUGUCUUUGUCUUAACAGUAAUAAGACAGAGGUUAUGCUUAUUAGAUCUCCUCACCAGCUUCGGAAGGCUGGCUCCUUAACUCUGUCCAUUGAGUGCUCAGUUUUGGAGCUUCAAACAAAAAAGAAAAAUCUGGGUGUUCUAUUUGACGCAAAUUUGUCCACAUGUAAAAAAAAUACUGUUAGAACAUAAUUUUAUCAUCUCAGAAACUUUGUAAGGCUGCGCCCUAUGUUAUCAUUCUCUGUGGCUGAAAAGCUGAUCAAUACUUUCGUUUUCUCUCACAUUGAUUAUUGCAAUGCUCUCCUUGCCGGAGUCUCAAAAUCAAUACAUUAAAUAAAUUGCAAUAUGUGCAAAACUCGGCUGCCAGAAUCCGGACUAGGGCCAGGGCAAGUGAUCACAUCACUCCUAUCUUGGAAUCCUUGCACUGGCUCCCUGUCAGGUUUCGUGUUGAUUUUAAAAUUCAUAUGCUACCUACCCAAUAUUUGUCUGAGCUUUUAACACCGUACACCCCAAAGCGUGAUCUCUGCUCCUCUAAAUCUGUUUUUUUAACUGUUCCUCAAACUCGUUUACGCUCUAUGGGUGACAGGGCCUUCUCUUCUUAUGCCCUGAAACUAUGGAACUCUCUAACUUCAGAACAUAGAGAAGUUCAGUCUUUUAGUGAAUUUAAAUCAUAUCUUAAAACGUAUUUUUUUCUGGGAGGCUUUUAAUUGAUUCUAUUGUAUUCAAUGAAUUUAAUACUAUCACUUUAUUUACUGUUUUAUCAUUAGUUGUUUUGAGAUGCAUGUUUUAUCCAUUUGUAUUAAGCUCUGUAUUUUUAUAUUUUAUUUUUCCUUUCUAUGUAAAGCGCCUUGAGAGGCCUGUUUAAAGGCGCUAUAUAAAAUAAAGUUUAUUAUUAUUAUUA
Messenger RNA from Myxocyprinus asiaticus (Chinese sucker), 7818 nucleotides. Its product is annotated as epidermal growth factor receptor-like. Gene Ontology annotation, molecular function: epidermal growth factor binding; ATP binding; epidermal growth factor receptor activity. Lineage: Eukaryota; Metazoa; Chordata; Actinopteri; Cypriniformes; Catostomidae. The record is from RefSeq and is a predicted model, not a curated record. Gene Ontology annotation, cellular component: basal plasma membrane; signaling receptor complex. The transcript is spliced from 28 exons. Gene Ontology annotation, biological process: positive regulation of epithelial cell proliferation; negative regulation of apoptotic process; multicellular organism development. Bases 164 to 3769 code for a protein of 1201 amino acids.